Molecule: messenger RNA, 2006 nt
Organism: Quercus robur (English oak)
Lineage: Eukaryota; Viridiplantae; Streptophyta; Magnoliopsida; Fagales; Fagaceae
Product: aspartyl protease family protein 1-like
Exons: 10
Coding region: 165-1721 (518 amino acids)
Biological process (GO): proteolysis
Molecular function (GO): aspartic-type endopeptidase activity
Source: RefSeq, a predicted model, not a curated record
ACACAAACAGUUCAAGAUCAUAACAACUCUCUCUCUCUGAGAAAUCACCAAACCCAAAAACCCAAAAGCUUUUGAUAGAAGAAGAAAGAAGAAAGAAGAUCUCUCAUCUAAAUGCAAAUCUUUCUUUCCAGAAUAUCCACUCCUUCCUUCAACAACAAGCUAACAUGCCUUCUUUCCAUUCCUCUAAACUCUUCUUCUUUCUCGUCUUGCUCUCGCUGCGCACCUGCAAUGCACGCAGCAUCUUCACCUUCAAGAUGCACCACCGCUUCUCCGACCCCGUCAAGAAAUGGUCCAACUCCACCGGAAUGCUCUCUCCGGCACCGGAAAAGGGCACCGUCGAGUACUACUCCGACCUCGCCGACCGCGAUCGCCUCCUCCUCCUCCGCGGCCGCAAGCUCUCCGAUUCCGACGCAUCCCUCGCUUUCGCCAACGGCAACUCCACCUUCCGCAUUAGCUCCCUCGGAUUUUUGCAUUACACGACGGUGCAAUUAGGGACGCCAGGAGUGAAGUUUAUGGUAGCACUGGACACUGGGAGUGACCUGUUUUGGGUGCCAUGUGAAUGCAGUAAAUGUGCUUCUACUGAGGGCACUGUUUAUACUUCUGAUUUUGAGCUUAAUAUAUACAACCCUAAAGGGUCAUCAACAAGCAAAAAGGUAACCUGCAACAGCAGUCUUUGUGCACACCGUAAUCAAUGCUUUGGAGCAUUCAGUGAUUGCCCUUACAUGGUCUCUUAUGUCUCUGCUGAAACAUCUACUUCUGGGAUAUUGGUAGAGGAUGUUCUCCACUUAACAACAGAAGAUAGUCAUCAGGAACUUGUUGAGGCAUAUAUCACAUUUGGCUGUGGACAGGUUCAAAGUGGUUCAUUUCUGGACGUUGCAGCUCCCAAUGGUUUGCUUGGGCUAGGUAUGGAGAAGUUAUCAGUUCCUAGCAUUUUAUCCAGCAAGGGUUUUACAGCAGAUUCAUUCUCCAUGUGCUUUGGACGUGAUGGGGUUGGAAGGAUCAGUUUUGGAGACAAGGGUAGUUCUGAUCAAGAAGAGACACCUCUUAAUUUGAACCCAUCGCACCCAACUUAUAACAUCACUGUUACUCAAAUUCAAGUUGGCACAACUCUAAUUGAUGUGGAUUUCAGUGCACUUUUUGAUUCUGGGACCUCUUUUACAUACUUGGUUGAGCCAACCUACACCAGACUUGUAGAGAGUUUCCAUGAACAGACUCAAGAUAGGCGGCGACAAUCUGAUCCAAAGAUCCCUUUUGAAUAUUGUUAUGAUAUGAGUCCUAAUGCUAAUGCUAGUCUGAUACCUAGCAUGAGUUUAACUAUGAAAGGUGAAAGCCAGUUCACUGUCUAUGAUCCCAUAAUUGUCAUCUCUACGCCGAGUGAACUUGUUUAUUGCCUGGCUAUUGUCAAGGGCACAGAACUGAAUAUAAUUGGACAAAACUUUAUGACUGGCUACCGUGUUGUAUUUGACCGAGAAAAGUUUGUCUUGGGCUGGAAGAAGUUUGAUUGUUAUGACAUUGAGGAUCAAAAUACUUUCACAGUAAAACCACAUGCUACCACUGUGCCUCCUGCUGUUGCUGUCGGAAUAGGUAACUACUCUACUCCAAAAUCAACAAAAGAGACCAGGAAUAGUUCCCAAAGUUCAGUUGCAUGGCCAGCUUUCUAUAAUCAUCCUUUUCCUUUGGCUUGCUUCAGAUUCCUCAUCAUAUUGUUUCUAUUAUUGUAGCAUUUCUCGAGUCAAUUGUUUUUCAGGCCAAUUUUGAUUUCCACACAUUAGUAUUAGGUCAAAUCCUUGUAUCAUGUGUAGAUAUAAAUAUGCCUUUACCAGUCCUGCAGUCCCAUUUAACUCCACUUUUGGUUUCGAGUUCGCGUUACAAUUUUUGUCUCACAGAAUGCUACAAUCUCUCCAUCCUGACUGUGGAGUGUAAAUAUUAUGCACUAACACAAUGUGAUAGACCAUUUGUAGUAUUCUCCUUAUUAUAUUAUUAGUUUUUUGGCUUUAAUCAUCUAA